GCAGAAUAACAGCAGUUAUAGCCACAGAAAUAAAGCAGCAUCAUAAAAACUACUUCAUAAAUAAGGUGUAGCAAACAAUGGCUAUUAUUGAAACAUUCAAUGAAAUGGGACAGCUCACAUCGUCUGGAUUCGGCAUUCCUCGGCCCAGGCAUGGCCUUCAUCUGCUCUAUUGGUUUUCUCAUGACUUCAUCACAUUUGACAACAAUGGUAACCUUGUGGCAUUGCACAAACCCGAAAGUCAGGCAUUCGGCUUCCAUCAGUUCAAGAACCGAACCGAGUUUGGCGAAAACAGAUACAAACUUCUCCCGAACCAGAACUUCCCCUACUAUGGGGUAGGCAACCUGAAUAUCCAGGGGGCAGAAACACUACCGAAUUACGUUAAGCAGAACUAUUGUAGAUACAGUGAUAAGAGCAACAUGGACCGUAUCAUCAUCAGUCUUCCCUCUGGCUCCGUGGUGGAUGAAGUCUAUGUGACCCAACACGAUGACAUGAAGACAUUUGAUCGUGAGAAAACAUACCGGAUUAGUAAGGGUUUGGUCAAAAUGAUUCGUGAUAUGAAGCUGGCGGAGCUGCUACAGCAAACCGGGUACUUGGAUUCCAUGCAGGUGACGCUACGGACUACGGUAAAUAGCUCAGAGAGAAGUAAUAGGGUCGCUGCUGCGAGUCUCCAGCCGGAACCAGUGACAGAGCAUGUGAUUCACAUGCCAGACGAAUCAACGGCUCUGAGCGACCUGUCUGACAGUCGCCCCAAAAGAGGAAUCUCCAAUCAUCCCCGGCCGGCGAGGAAAUGCUGUGUCAUUCUAUGACAAUGCUGUGCCAAGGAUAGUUAGGUCAGAUUCCAGCAGCACUGGUUUACCAGCAUAACUAUCGGGGGUGCAGGGAGUGCAGUCACACCAGGGCCUGUGUGACUGGCCUCUAUCAUAAAACAAUUUUGUAUUUCUAUUCUAUUCUGUUAUCACAGUCAGGCUUCAGCUGGUAGGGGGCCUGUAAGAACAGCCUGCAAGCCAAUUCUGUAACCAACAGGACACUGUACAGCUUCUACCCCCAAGGCGAUAUAAUUUCUAUUGACUACCCUGCUAUCAUCAUUCAUAGCCUUUCCUCUAUUUACACACUAGACUCCACCCAUACACUUUACACUUACUUGCACCUGUUGAGAUAAAUAAUGUUUAAAUAAUGCUAAAUUGUAUGCUGCAGCCGGGUUAGGAAAAUAUGAUUGAAUACAAUAACUAUCAAGGUUAAAAACUCCAUCAUGCUGUUGUAAUUCUCACACCUUGUCUUUUUGAGGAAUGGGUCAAGACAGCCUUUUGUCUCACACUCACCCUGACUUUUCACUUGUCUUUUCAAGAGAGAUAGCAUUAAAACCCAACAAUCAACAUGCAAAAGAAACCGCCUCCUAUACAGCAGGAAGAGACCUUCUGUCUCCAACCCCCUGAUGUUCUAGACUAGGUUAGGACAAUAGAAUGUUAAUUCCUGUAACCUUGUAAAGAUUUCCCAUCUGUAUGCAAGAAUCUGUUGAUCUGUAACCGAAAAUGACCCCAAGGGGGCAGAGUUUAGAGCAUGUCCUUCCUCCUUGGACAGCGAAGAAACCAACGAGAUUCGUCCAACAUGUCACCAUGCCAACGAAGAGCCAGUAAGGAUGGUUUUUACUCACGAGAGUGAAAAUUAACUGCCCCAGGGGCUAUAGGAAUAAAGCCGGUAGAGAGCCGGAGAUCUGCGCCAAUAGAUGUGGAGACUUAAGGGUUAAAACAACUAUUUACAGGCCCGCUGCA
This is a messenger RNA of Esox lucius (northern pike), 1769 nucleotides long. RefSeq lists its product as uncharacterized. The coding region runs from base 78 to 806 and encodes 242 amino acids. The record is from RefSeq and is a predicted model, not a curated record. NCBI's taxonomy places the organism in Eukaryota, Metazoa, Chordata, Actinopteri, Esociformes, Esocidae. The transcript is spliced from 2 exons.